AGCUGUUUACCCGCGCGCGCAGCACGGGGACAGACCGGAGCAGAACCCGCCCCCGAGCACCGAACCCGCACCGAACCCGCAGACCCGACUCCCGCCCUCCGCCCCGCACCCCCACACCCGAGUCCGGUCCGAGCGCGGCAGACGCGGCAGCACGCUGGAGCCGGACGCGCAGGACGCGCAGGACAUGCCCCAGCGGCGGAAGGAGGCUCGGAAAAAGCGCACGCGCACGGUGAAGAGGUGAGGCGGAUCUGAAACGGAUCUGAAACGGAUCUGAAACGGAACACUUGGCGGAGAAUGUGCAGAGCCAUGAAGCGCAGCGACGCGGAGCGGAAACGCAGCGACGCGGAGCGGAAGCGCCUGUUCCGCGGUAAAGGCCGAGGUAAAGCCGUGAAGAGCGCGCGCAGGUGGACCCCGUGCGUCCCGCGGGUGCCCGUGUCCCUGCGGCCCGUGAACGUGCGCGGGUACCGGGCUAAAGGCAUGCGCGCGCCCGAGAACACGAACCAGUUCCUCAUGACGGAGAAGUACCGCCUGCACGCGCUGCGCUCCGACUCCGUGGACAGCGGCUCUGAGGCGAGCAGCGACACGGAGCUCACGGACAUGGACUCGUAUUUGGGCGCGUGGGAGAACGCGCACGGAGCGCUCCUGGACCCGGAGAGCGCGGAGCACGCGCCGAAGCACGCGCCGGGGCACGCGCAGGAGCGCGCACCGGCGCACUCGGUGCUGUUGUGGGACAUGGACGAGGACAGUGCGCAGUAUUUUCCGUCCGAAGACGAUUUGAACCUGAGCGACAACUUCAUGCACCGAGAUUUCGCCGAGUUCUGCCGAAAGGUGACGGCGUAACCGCAUUACGUCAUUACGCUCUUAUAAACAGUUUACACGUUGUGCACGUGAGGUGCUGUCAGUGGACUGACGGAGUUUUGUUUGGGACAUAGCGACGUCAUAACGGGCAUCUGUUCCUAAUAUUGUGGCCACAGGCGCGAGCUCAUGUUUAGACCAAGAAGGACCAGGUCUUGGUUUAGAUCCAGACACUUCAGUCCCUCCAGUUGUACUUAGUGACGCAGUGACGUCAUCGCGCUGUUCCACUGAACAGAGGCAUUAUAAAUGUGUUAUUCAUGUGUUAUUAACGUGUUAUUCAUGUUUCAUAUUUUGUGUUUGGACCGUAACUCUCGGCACUGUUGUACGUCGUGACGCUGUGACGUCAUCACGUACACUCCAGACAAAACUGUUUUUUAAUGUUUCUGUUCAAGUGCACUUCACUUUGUGUGUAAAGAAUAAAAUAUGUUUUUGUA
Boleophthalmus pectinirostris (great blue-spotted mudskipper) is the source of this 1289-nucleotide messenger RNA. Its product is annotated as coiled-coil domain-containing glutamate-rich protein 1. Bases 295 to 840 code for a protein of 181 amino acids. The transcript has a single exon. NCBI's taxonomy places the organism in Eukaryota, Metazoa, Chordata, Actinopteri, Gobiiformes, Gobiidae. The record is from RefSeq and is a predicted model, not a curated record.